Molecule: messenger RNA, 1341 nt
Organism: Mycosarcoma maydis (corn smut)
Lineage: Eukaryota; Fungi; Basidiomycota; Ustilaginomycetes; Ustilaginales
Product: putative mitogen-activated serine/threonine-protein kinase SLT2
Exons: 1
Coding region: 1-1341 (446 amino acids)
Biological process (GO): intracellular signal transduction; protein phosphorylation
Cellular component (GO): nucleus; cytoplasm
Molecular function (GO): ATP binding; MAP kinase activity
Source: RefSeq, a predicted model, not a curated record
AUGUCGGCACAUCCAUCAAACCCACACCGUACACCGUAUAACGUCCUCAAUCAGACGUUCCUGAUCGACAAUGCCUACGCCAUCACCAAGGACCUCGGCCAGGGUGCCUACGGUUGCGUAGCUGCUGCCACCCACAAGGGCACCGGCGAAAGCGUAGCUAUCAAAAAGAUCACCAACGUCUUCACCAAAAAGAUCCUCACAAAACGUGCCUUACGAGAGAUCAAACUUUUGCGUCACUUCCGCGGCCACAAAAACAUCACCUGCCUAUACGACAUGGACAUUAUCGACCCCGUCGGCUUCAACGAGGUCUAUCUCUAUGAAGAGCUCAUGGAAGCUGAUUUGCAUGCCAUCAUUCGAUCCGGCCAGCCUUUGUCGGACGCUCACUUUCAGUCGUUCAUCUAUCAAACACUGUGCGGCUUGAAGUACAUUCAUUCCGCCUCGGUCUUGCAUCGAGACCUCAAGCCCGGCAACUUGCUCGUCAACGCCGACUGCGAACUCAAGAUCUGCGAUUUUGGCCUUGCACGUGGCUUCGAGACGGAUCCGGAAUUGGCCAAGCAGGUGGGCGCAGGUUUCAUGACCGAGUACGUAGCAACUCGAUGGUAUCGUGCACCAGAAAUCAUGCUCAGCUUUCAGAACUAUACCACAGCGAUCGACAUCUGGUCGGUUGGAUGCAUCCUUGCCGAGCUCUUGGGAGGACGACCGAUCUUCAAGGGUAGGGACUACGUCGAUCAGCUCAACCAGAUUUUGCACUACUUGGGAACGCCGAGCGAAGAGACGCUCCGACGCGUUGGAUCUCCGCGUGCACAGGACUACAUUCGAUCUCUACCUUAUCAACCGCGCAUUCCUUUCGAUCGACUAUAUCCACAAGCCAACCCUCAGGCGCUGAACCUGUUGGAACGCAUGCUCGAGUUCGACCCCGCCAAACGCAUCUCCUGCGAAGAGGCACUGCAGCACCCAUACCUGUCAGUAUGGCAUGACCCCGCUGACGAACCCGUCUGCCCGCGCAAGUUUGAUUUCGGCUUUGAAAGCGUCGAUGAAGUGCAAGGCAUGAAGACGCUCAUUCUCGAGGAAGUGCGUAGCUUCCGAACCGAAGUUCGACGUCAGGCCAGAUUGAUGCAACAACCAAAGAGGCAAGAGUCUUUGCCUAUUCCAAGCAGAGAGGACAUUCAGCGGAGCAGUCCAACCGAGGAAGGCAAUCCGGCCUAUUCGGUAUUAGGUGCAAGUGCGGGCAUCAUUCAGGGUGCAACCAACUCGGAGCAUGCCAGCGGCGUGCUCAAUGAUGCGUGUGUCAUGGAGGAGCCUGCAGAGAGCUUUGAGAGGGAGUUGAUGCAGGCAAGGUAA